This is a messenger RNA of Plodia interpunctella (Indianmeal moth), 3723 nucleotides long. RefSeq names its product Coat Protein (coatomer) beta' (gene beta'COP). The record is from RefSeq and is a predicted model, not a curated record. Lineage: Eukaryota; Metazoa; Arthropoda; Insecta; Lepidoptera; Pyralidae. Gene Ontology annotation, cellular component: COPI vesicle coat. Gene Ontology annotation, molecular function: protein binding; structural molecule activity. Bases 106 to 2910 code for a protein of 934 amino acids. Gene Ontology annotation, biological process: intra-Golgi vesicle-mediated transport; endoplasmic reticulum to Golgi vesicle-mediated transport; intracellular protein transport. The transcript has 19 exons.
GCAACAGUGGUUGAAAAAAAUACAGUGACACGUCCACCCACCCUGUCAAACAUCCACGGUUCUACUGUUUCUGCAUGACAAUUUUUCAUGUUUUAACAUUUAAAAAUGCCGUUGAGAUUGGAUACCAAGAGGAAGUUGACCGCGAGGUCUGACCGAGUCAAGUGCGUGGAUCAGCAUCCAACCGAAACAUGGGUUCUCUGCUCGCUGUACAAUGGAGAUGUGAACAUAUGGAACUACGAGACUCACACACAGAUCAAAAGAUUCGAAGUAUGCAACUUACCGGUGAGGGCAGCCAAGUUCGUCCCGAGGAAGAACUGGGUGAUCACGGGCUCAGAUGACAUGCAGAUCCGCGUGUUCAACUAUAACACGCUGGAGAGGGUACACGCGUUCGAGGCGCACUCUGACUACGUGCGCAGCAUCGCCGUGCACCCAACACAACCCUAUAUUCUUACUAGCAGUGAUGAUCUUCUGAUAAAGCUGUGGAACUGGGACCGCAGCUGGGCCUGCCAGCAGGUGUUUGAGGGGCACACACACUUCGUGAUGCAGAUCGUCAUCAACCCUAAAGACAACAACACCUUCGCUAGUGCCAGCCUGGAUACCACUGUCAAGGUGUGGCAACUGGGCUCCUCCAUUUCAAACUUCACGCUGGAAGGCCACGAGAAGGGCGUCAACUGUGUGGACUAUUACCACGGUGGUGACAAGCCUUACCUUAUAAGUGGCGCCGACGACAGACUGGUGAAAAUAUGGGAUUAUCAGAACAAGACCUGCGUACAGACCUUGGAAGGUCACACGCAAAACGUGUCAGCUGUUUCAUUCCACCCGGAGCUGCCGAUCCUGCUGACCGGUUCAGAGGACGGCACCGUCAGGAUAUGGCACGCUGGCACUUACAGACUCGAGUCAUCAUUAAACUACGGCUUCGAAAGAGUCUGGACUAUUUCUUCUAUGCACGGCUCCAAUAAUGUGGCUAUAGGCUAUGAUGAGGGGACCAUAAUGAUAAAGAUGGGCAGAGAGGAGCCUGCGAUAUCAAUGGACGUCAACGGAGGCAAAAUUAUUUGGGCUAAACAUUCCGAGAUGCAACAAGUCAACUUGAAGGCUUUACCAGAAGGUACAGAGAUAAAAGACGGAGAGCGAGUGCCAGUAAUGGCAAAAGACAUGGGUUCCUGCGAGAUAUACCCACAGACGAUCGCACACAAUCCCAACGGCAGGUUCGUGGUGGUUUGUGGCGAUGGGGAGUUCAUAAUAUACACCGCUAUGGCGCUAAGGAACAAGGCUUUCGGCACUGCGCAAGAGUUCGUCUGGGCCUUUGACAGUUCCGAAUACGCCACCUUGGAGAAUUCCAGUACUGUCAAAGUAUUCAAAAACUUCAAGGAGAGAAAGAGUUUCAAGCCGGAGUAUGGUGCUGAAGGUAUUUUCGGCGGCUUCAUGUUGGGCGUGAAAUCAAUCAGUGGUGUAGCAUUCUCCUUCUACGACUGGGAGCAUUUAGAGCUAAUCAGACGAAUCGAGAUUCAGCCACGCCACGUGUACUGGUCAGAGAGUGGCAACCUCGUGUGCCUCGCAACAGACGACGCCUACUUCGUGCUGAAGUACAACGCUGCGGUGGUCACCAGGGCCAGGGAGACCAACACCAACAUCACAGAGGACGGAAUCGAAGAUGCUUUUGAGGUGGUUGGAGAGGUAAAUGAAACGGUGAAGACUGGCAUCUGGGUGGGCGACUGCUUCAUCUACACGAACUCUCUGAACAGGAUAAACUAUUACGUCGGCGGCGAGAUCGUAACGAUAUCGCACUUGGAUCACAACAUGUACAUUUUGGGCUACGUCGCGAAGGAGAAUAGACUGUACCUGAACGACAAGGAGCUGAACAUCGUAUCGUAUUCUCUUCUGCUGUCGGUACUGGAAUACCAGACGGCGGUGAUGCGAGGGGACUUCGAGACCGCGGACCGAGUGCUGCCGACCAUACCGCACGACCACCGCACUAGAGUUGCGCACUUCUUAGAGAAACAGGGAUUCAAACAACAAGCGUUAGCAGUGUCCACGGAGCCCGAACACCAGUUCGAGCUGGCGCUGUCUCUAGGAGAGCUGCGGCGCGCAAAGCAACUAGCCGAGGAAGCAACCGCAGCCGAGGGAGUUCCCUCGCGAUCGUCAGCCGCGCGGUGGUCCAGGCUAGGAGCGGCGGCGGCGGCGGCAGCGGACACCGAACUUACGAAGAUCUGCUACCAGAGUGCGCAGGAUUACAGCGCUCUGUUGCUCUUCGCGGCAAGCACCGGCGACAAGCCGUUGUUACAAGAGGUGGCGCGGAUGUCAGCGGAGCAAGGAGACGACAACAUCGCGUUCCUGGCUUACUUCACCCUCAACGAUCUGGACCAGUGUCUGCAGCUGCUGAUCAAGAGAGACAAACUGCCCGAGGCUGCCUUCUUUGCCAGAUCAUACAUUCCCUCGAAGAUGUGCGACAUUGUGAAGCUGUGGCGGCAGUCGGUGAGCGUCACCAACGCCAAAUCUGGCCAGGCGCUCGCCGACCCACAGCAGUACGAGAAUCUGUUCCCGGAGUUUGCGGAAUCGCUAGAGUUGGAGAGGUUUCAGCGCACAUUCGGCUUCGACCACAUGUCGCAGAUGAGCAAGCUGCCAACAAAUUCAAAGACCUGCAACAUCGAGCGGGACCUCGCAGAGGAGAUGGCGGACGCGAUCAAACAGGGCCUGUACACACCGGGAGUGAAGACCCUCGAAAAUGGACCAAGUACUUCAGUAGAAGAAGACAGUACGGCGACGCAGCCGCAGCCGCCCCAAGAACAGAAAUUGAAACGUAAAGAUUCCCUCGAUAUAAUGGAAGAGAUCGAACGAGAAAUCGAUGGGAUGGAAUUGCAAGUAUCCAUCGAUAGCGUGGAUUUGUCGGAUGAAGCUGAUUUAAUGGACUAAAGAAUAAGUCUAAUAGUGUAUUUAGAUUUUUUAUUUUAUAUCAUUACGAUCGUGAAAAAUGUAUUUCCUAAAGUGCUAAUACGUUUAAGAUUAAAGUAUUAUACAUAUUUCUUCGCCGGUGUUUCCUUUAAUAUGUAUUACUGUACAAAUCACACAUGAGUGUAAUGUAUUCUUAAUGUUAAUAUUGGUUAUGAAUUAGUCUCACGAAUGUAUAAAUAGAAAUCGAGUUCGUUGAAGAGGUCGACAGCGCAGUACCUAGAAAUUAUGGCCGAUUUACACGGAGCGUAGUGGCUUCGACGCGGCAGUGCCUUUACUAAAUCGAAUCGCCUCGCCCCGUGUAAACUAUUAUGUACGCGUAGAAAUAAGUCAUGAAAAAGAUAUAUCUAAUGUUCAUUUAAUUAAUAAUAUUUUAUUACAAGACAAUUUACUGAUAUAGUUAAUAGUUAAAUUUAACUGGGAGAUUGGAGAAUAUCAACUGAUUUGUGUGAGCAAAUCGGUCGUUCCUUUGUAGACUGCGUAAUGGAUAUUGUCAAAACCGUUGUUGAAGUUUCACUUUGAUAUACCGAUAAUGAUGUAGUUUUUAUUGAAUUGUCAGACCCACAGGCAGACAUCUAGCUUGAUCAGCGUUAAUUACGCGUAAACUUUAGAUUCAUAGAUUUAAGUAUAAAUCUAGCGUUAUUGUCGAAAAGACAAAUUAGUAUACUAAUGUAAUGACAAUCGUAGAUGUGUGUCUGUGGUUAGAAUUGACAUUUUGGUACUUCCUUGCGAAUCCACUUAUUAUAGCUAUUUCGUAAUUAAAUGAAAUUGGACAAU